UCUAUGGAAUAGUACGAGAAGACUUAGAAAUCAUCAAAAUUAUAAAACCUUGGAAUGGGCAAUCUCAGAAUGGUUCUGCUUGAAAACUCUGGAUUUGCUGUUCUUAGAGGACGUUUUGUCCAUUUGGGUCCCUUCAUUGUGGCUGUGGUCUCUUUUCUCAGUGCCUCUGUCCUCACCAGUUCUCUAGGAGUGGAAAAGGAACUGAGACUAGCUGGUGGUAAAAACAAGUGCAGUGGGAGAGUGGAGCUGAAGAUCCAGCAGGAGUGGGGAACGGUGUGCAGCACUGACUGGAGCAUGAAUGAGGUUUCUGUGGUUUGCCAGCAGCUAGGAUGCCCAAGUGCCAUUAUGGCCCUCGGGUGGGCUAACUCCAGUGCAGGCUCUGGGCACAUCUGGAUGGAUCGCGUUUCCUGCAGAGGGAAUGAGUCAGCUCUUUGGAACUGCAAACACAAAGGGUGGGGAAAGCACAACUGUACUCACCAGGAAGAUGUUGGAGUGACCUGCUCGGACGGAUCCGAUGUGGAGAUGAGACUCAUGGAUGGGGGCAACCGGUGUGUAGGAAGAAUAGAAGUCAAAUUCAAAGGAGAGUGGGGAACAGUGUGCGAUGAUAACUUCAACAUAGCUCACGCUUCUGUGGUUUGUAAACAACUUGAAUGUGGAAGUGCUGUCAGUUUCUCUGGUUCAGCUAAAUUUGGACAAGGUUCUGGACCAAUCUGGUUUGAUGAUCUGGCUUGCAAUGGAAAUGAGUCAGCUCUCUGGGACUGCAAACACCGAGGAUGGGGAAAGCAUAACUGCGACCAUGCUGAGGAUGUUGGAGUGAUUUGCUUGGAGGGAGCAGAUCUGAGCCUGAGACUGGUGGAUGGAAUGUCUCAAUGUUCAGGAAGAUUGGAAGUGAGAUUCCAAGGAGAAUGGGGUACUGUGUGUGAUGACCACUGGGACGAUAACGAUGCUGCUGUGGUGUGUAAGCAGCUGGGAUGUCCAACUGCCGUCAAAACCAUUGGCCGAGCUAAUGCCAGUGAGGGAUCUGGACAAAUUUGGCUUGACCAUGUUUCCUGCCAAGGACAUGAACCAACUCUUUGGCAAUGUAAAUCCCAGGAGUGGGGAAGACAUUACUGUAAUCACAAUGAAGAUGCAGGCGUGACAUGUUCUGAUGGAUCAGAUCUGGAACUGAGACUUGUAGGUGGAAGCAGUCGCUGUGCUGGAACUGUGGAGGUCAAAUUUCAGAAACUGUUAGGGAAGGUGUGCAGCAAAGACUGGACCCUGGAAGAAGCUGACGUGGUUUGUAGGCAGCUGGGAUGUGGAUCUGCACUUCAAACAUAUUCUAAAACUUACUCUGAGAUUAAGAAAAUAAACAUGUGGCUAUUUAUUGGGAGCUGUAGUGGAAAUGAAACUUCUCUUUGGGACUGCAAGAAUUUGCAGUGGGGUGGCCUUUCCUGUACUGACUAUAAAGAAGCCCAAGUUACUUGCUCAGCCCACAGGGAACCCAGACUGGUCGGAGGGGACAUUCCAUGCUCUGGUCGUCUCGAAGUGAAACAUGGUGAUGUGUGGGGCUCCGUCUGUGAUUUUGAUUUGUCUCUGGAAGCUGCCAGUGUGGUAUGCAGGGAACUACAAUGUGGCACAGUCAUCUCUAUCCGAGGGGGUGCUUACUUUGGAGAAGGAAGUGGACAGAUAUGGGCUGAAGAAUUCCAGUGUGGAGGCCAUGAGUCCCAUCUUUCACUGUGCUCCGUGGCACCCCCUGUAGAUGAAACGUGUAGCCACCAAAGAGACGUUGGCAUAGUCUGCUCAAGAUACACUGAAAUCCGCUUGGCAAACGGCAAGUCCUCAUGUGAGGGAAGAGUAGAGCUCAAGGUGCUUGGAACCUGGGGAUCGCUGUGCAGCUCUCAUUGGGAUAUAGAAGAUGCUCAUGUUUUAUGUCAGCAACUGAAAUGUGGAGUUGCUCUUUCUACUCCAGGAAGAACACCUUUUGGAAAAGGAAAUGGUCAGGUCUGGAGGCACAUGUUCCACUGCACUGGAACUGAGCAGCAUUUGGGAGAUUGCCUCGUAACUGCUCUAGGGGCACCCCUAUGUCCUGAAUGGCAAGUGGCCUCUGUAAUAUGCUCAGGAAACCAGUCCCAAACAUUAUCCCCAUGCAAUACAUCGUCCUCAGACCCAACGAGCUCAACUAUUCCAGAAGAAAGUGCUGUUCCCUGCAUAGCAAGUGGUCAACUUCGUUUGGCAGAUGGAGGCGGCCGCUGUGCUGGGAGAGUAGAGGUCUAUCAUAAGGGCUCCUGGGGCACCAUCUGUGAUGACAGCUGGGACCUAGUGGAUGCCCAUGUGGUGUGCAAGCAGCUGGACUGCGGAGUGGCCAUUAACGCUACUGGUUCUGCUUAUUUUGGGGAAGGAUCAGGGGAUAUUUGGCUAGAUGAGAUAAACUGCAAUGGGAAAGAAACUCAUAUUUGGCAGUGCCGUUCACACGGUUGGGGGCACCAUAAUUGCAGACACAAGGAGGAUGCCGGAGUUAUCUGCUCAGAGUUCAUGUCUCUGAGACUGAGCAAUGAAACCAGGAAAGAGACCUGUUCAGGUCGACUGGAAGUGUUUUACAAUGGCGUGUGGGGCAGCGUUGGCAGCAAUGACAUGUCUCCAACUACUGUGGGGGUGGUAUGCCGUCAGCUGGGCUGUGCAGACAAUGGGACCGUGAAACCUACAUCUUCAGAUAAGAUGCCAUCCAGGCCCAUGUGGAUAGAUAAUGUGCAGUGUCCAAAAGGAGUUGACACAUUAUGGCAAUGUCCAUCUUCUCCAUGGAAGCAGAGACAAGCCAGCCCUUCCAAGGAGACCUGGAUCAUCUGCAAUAAUAAAAUAAGACUUCAGGAAGGACAUACAGAUUGUUCCGGACGUGUGGAAGUCUGGCACAGAGGUUCCUGGGGGACAGUGUGUGAUGACUCCUGGGACCUUAAUGAUGCUCAGGUCGUAUGUCAGCAGUUGGGCUGUGGCCAAGCUGUGAAGGCACUAAAAGAAGCAGCAUUUGGUCUAGGGACUGGGCCCAUAUGGCUCAAUGAAGUGAAGUGCAAAGGGAAUGAAUCCUCCCUGUGGGAUUGUCCUGCCAGACCGUGGAGUCACAGCGACUGUGGCCACAAGGAAGAUGCUGCUGUGCAGUGCCUCCCAGGAAAUAUUUCAGAAUCACAACAUGGCACAGGUCACUCAGCCCUCGUUGCACUUGUGAUCUUUGGGGUCAUUCUAUUGAUCCUUCUCAUCGCAUUCCUCUUGUGGACUCUGAAGCAAAGACAGAUACAGCGGUUUACAGUUUCCUCAAGAGGAGAGAUUUUGGUCCACCAAGUUCAGUACCAGGAGAUGAAUUCAAAUGCAAAUGAUCCGGACCUGCCGAAGUCCUCAGAAAAUUCCAAUGGUUCACAUGAUUUUAAUGCUGCUGACUAAUGUCUGUGUCUAAAUAUCUUCCUAUUCCUGGAAUAAAAAAAAAGGGGACCAUUCAGAGACACAUUGAAGAGGAAAAUGAUAAUUUAUAACCCAUUGAGAUUCUCCAUGGCUUUUAUCAUGAACGAAUGUUGGAUUUUGUCAAAGGCCUUUCCAUCUCUUGAUGAGAUGAUCAUUCUACAGAAUAACUUGAGAAUUAUUGGUUUUAGUUCUUCUCUGAAAGUCUGGUAG
Messenger RNA from Nannospalax galili (Upper Galilee mountains blind mole rat), 3636 nucleotides. RefSeq names its product CD163 molecule (gene Cd163). The record is from RefSeq and is a predicted model, not a curated record. Gene Ontology annotation, cellular component: membrane. Lineage: Eukaryota; Metazoa; Chordata; Mammalia; Rodentia; Spalacidae. The transcript has 17 exons.